AUGUCUACUAUCGACAUAUCCAAGAAAUGUCCUCAUAGAACCAGUCUAGGUCCUUGUGAAGAUGAUCAACAUAUUGAAGCAGAUAAGGGAGAUCUUCAAGGAACUUCAUACUAUGGAUAUGUUACUCACAGUUCCAUUGGAAAAAAGAUAGGAAAGCUUACCUGCGGUGGAAAACCUCUUUUAAUAGAAGAUAGUAAAGGGACUACUACGUUCUCCACAAAGUAUCCCAAGCUAGAGAAAGUAACUACGUAUUACUAUAAAAAGAACGAUAGUAGUGAUCACAUACAUGUGCCCCUUAUCCUCAGGGUUAAUGGAGGAGAAGCAUAUCACUUGUACCUUAACAAAGGUGGGGACCAUACAAAAUGGAGAGAGAUCUCCUUGAGGGAUUUAAAUGGAAUUCCUUCAGAUAACAAAACAACCCCUAAACUGACUAGCAAGUUAAAUAGUCAGACGUGUACUCUUCACAGACUCCAUAAAAUUGAUAUACGUAAUGAUGGAAAUAGCGGUAACAAUCCAUACACAUGCCAUGUCUGUAAAGAAGCUACACUAUGGUCGAGUACAGAGAAAGGUGUCAACUCCAUUGACUAUUACAAAAGGUUUUGUCACGUCCUGCUAGAUAAUGGUAACGAAAUUACACAUCCAGUUGCUUACGGAAAUGAUCUUAUCAGGUACCGAGAAAAUGCUAAUAACAAAUGGAAACCACUUUCAUUCAGUAAAAGCAAUUGUGAGUAUCUUUCUGUUUACUACUGGGAAGGAGACAGUGACCGUGAGAAUCCACUUUUAAUGGAAGUUAAACAUGAUGGACAAUCUACCUGGUAUGAGAAUGGAUGGGAAGCUGGUAUGAAAAGGCAUGAUAAGUGGACAAAGUUGGAAGAUGCUAUAAAUCUAUUUUCUCCUGAAAAGCUCAAGGAAAAACUUAACCUUCUUAGUUGUCUGCUUAAUGGAACGGUUAGGAUAAGCUUGGGGUUGACUUCAAAUUGCCACACUUUUCAGGAUACUAGACAUAAGAGUAGGAUUUUGAGCUCAUAUGAUAGUACUAUAGACAUACAGCUUUCUCUUUCAGCCUAUGUCUAUACACCGAGUAAAGACUCUGGAAGUAGUUCAUUUAAUGUGUCAGAAUUUUACCUUGAAGGUCAUAAACAGACUUUUCCAGGAGAUACUUCAUUCUUUAAAGAUGUUACCAAAGUUACUGCCUAUGCUUCAUCCUGUGAUACUACAAAACCGUUUUUGCUUUGCAUAGAAACGGAAAGUAGUAAUGAGAAGUAUAAGUGGUACCAGAAAACCAAGCCAGGGAAUGACUGGGAAGUAUAUGGGCAAUUCUCUACCCAGUCUCCUGAUAGUGCUAAAGACAAAUUUGGACCUAUUUUCUCAGAUGCUGUGAAAACUCUGAGUAUAAAACCAUGUGAGAAAAGGUAUCCUCCAAGUGGUCUUAAGAUAAAUAUUAUAAAGCAACCGACUGGUGAUCAUCUUGCUACUACAUACGUUGAUUCCGGUUCCGGGGAAAUUCCAAUAGCUGUAGUAAAAAGACUUGAUUCACCUGUGCGUGGUUUCUUCAAAGUUACUCACACUGCAAGGACAGCAACUGGAUCUUUUAAACUAGACGGAAAGUUCACGAAUGGAGAUGGUAUAAGAGGGGUGGAACAACUCAUAGAUAGUAUCUCUGUUUUCUACUGGAACAGCAAUGAUCACACCCCAAUCUUGCUUGAAAUCAAAGAUCAACAAGGGACAAAAUACUAUUCUCUCUGGGAAGACAAUGUCAGAAACCAGAAGAAUUGGGCACGACGAAAUGGUUAUGAGAAUCUAACGUCUGCUGAUUUGGAGGAUAUGCUAGAUGAUCAAAACUGUCAUAGGAAUAAUGCAAUUCCCAUAGAACUUACUAAACCGAACUAUCUCAAACCAUUUUAUAGUAAAAUUAAGAAAAAUACUGGCAUUAAUCCACAUCUAAGCAAAAGAUUGGUCUCUUCGUCCACCUCCUUACCUACUCCCCUUCCUGGUACUAACUAUACUGUUCAAGAAUACAUAAUUAAUGGACAUGGUACGAGAAUUUCUAGGGUUACUUAUAAUGGAGAAGAUACUGACAUAGAUCCUCCUAAAGAGUCAAUAUCAAGAAUAAGAAUAUAUAAGUGGAGUAAAGAUCUCAAGAAUAUACCUUUACUUCUUGAGUUUAUCCCGUCUUCUGGAAGCUCCACAUUCUUUGAGAGUACUGAUGUGACUAGUUUUAUAUGGAAACCUAUUGAUGGAAAUGAAUCAAAAGAUUACUACAAAGGAGUGGAUAAGACUCCACAAAAAACACUCACCGAGGUACUUACCAAGAAGUUGGAUGAAGUGAGUUGCAGGAUCCAUCAUACAGUUAAGAUUGAUAUAUCUAAGAAUAGUGGAAGGUAUUGUCAUAGCAAAUGUACUUACAAGAGAAUAAAGGUUGAGAGGGAGGAUACACUGUUCGAGGAAUAUAUAGGUUAUGAGCAUACUUCUAACACUAAAGAUAAGACUUUUACAAUUACUUCCAUGAUGAAGAGGAAUAUUGAACAGAAGGUGGACCCUAAUAUAGAAUUCCCUCUCAGAAAUGUUGAACUAGUUACAGUAUACUUCCCCAACUGCAGUCUAAUCACUCCAGUUGUGAUAUACAUAAAGUAUAAAGAAAAUGGCCAAAAUAAUACGAAGUGGCUUGAGAGUGAUGGUGAAAAAAACUGGAAGGAUAUUAGCCAACAGAUUCCUGGAGAUGAUACAAAAAUCACGGAGUUUCUGAAUGGUGUCACAAGUGGCCUAGGAUUAUGCACAAAAUCUUCUAGACCUACUUACGCACAACCACACAAUAGUAUUGAUGUUUCUUAUGAUUUAGGAGGAUCAGUCUCUGGUGAUGAAGAUGACUUUGAGAGUAACAGCGGAUACUCCGACGAAGAAGAUGCUACUAUUCCAUCUGCUCUUACUCCUGAUGUUCCUCCUAAAGAUACUCCUGUUACUACUUCUGAAGAACCUGCUCUUGCUGCUCAAGCCUCAGGCCCUAUUCCUGGAGGCUCUUCUGAAGGCUCUAUUCUAGAUAAUCCGUAUAUUAUCACCUCUUCUGUUCUUGGUACUUCUGCCUUGGCUUGUUUUGCUGGAUGGAAACUCUAUAAUCGCUCCAGAGGAGACCCUUGGGUUAGACAAAUAUGA
Messenger RNA from Theileria equi strain WA, 3150 nucleotides. RefSeq lists its product as hypothetical. Bases 1 to 3150 code for a protein of 1049 amino acids. The transcript has a single exon. The record is from RefSeq and is a predicted model, not a curated record. Lineage: Eukaryota; Apicomplexa; Aconoidasida; Piroplasmida; Theileriidae.